CGCGCUGCCGCCAUGGGGUGUUAGCGCGGCCGGGCCCGCUCCGCCGGAAAGAGCCGCCACCGCCCGCCGGCCCCGCUCCGCCUCGCCUCGCCUCGCUCCGCUCCUCCGCCCCGAGCCCAUGAGCCUGAACGAGCACUCGAUGCAGGCGCUGUCCUGGCGGAAGCUCUACCUGAGCCGAGCCAAGCUGAAAGCCUCCAGCCGCACCUCCGCGCUGCUCUCCGGCUUCGCCAUGGUGGCUAUGGUGGAAGUUCAGCUUGACCCAGACCACGACUAUCCUCAGGGGCUCUUGAUAGCCUUCAGUGCCUGCACUACUGUGCUUGUUGCAGUUCACCUUUUUGCACUCAUGAUAAGUACCUGCAUCCUUCCAAACAUAGAGGCUGUUAGCAAUGUGCACAACCUCAACUCUGUCAAGGAAUCUCCUCACGAGCGCAUGCACCGGCACAUUGAGCUCGCGUGGGCGUUUUCCACUGUCAUUGGGACUUUGCUCUUUCUUGCAGAAGUGGUGUUACUAUGCUGGGUGAAGUUCCUUCCUUUAAAGAAGAAAACUGACAACACCCCACAGAGCAACAGUUCUACCAUCACAUCAGGACAGGCAGCAGCCAUUGCAUCGACGUCCAUUAUGGUGCCCUUUGGACUGAUUUUCAUUGUGUUUGCAGUCCACUUCUACAGGUCACUGGUGAGCCACAAAACAGACAGGCAGUUUCAGGAACUCAAUGAACUUGCUGAAUUUGCACGGCUCCAGGAUCAGCUGGAUCACAGAGGUGAUGCUGUCACCUCAGCCGUCACCAAUUUUGUGUAAACCUGUGCUUAAGAAAAUAAAUCCACUAUUCUGCUUCUGCCUUAUGGUGACUCCCUGUGGAUGAACUGGUUGAACUGCUGAUUACCGUUGAAAGAUUAAUUGUAAAUAUUGUUCUAACCCUUUAGAGAAGGAAAAAAUGUUCCUUUCAUACAAGUUUUACUAUCUGAAGGAAUGGAUGAUGGGGUGUGACUGCACUGUGUGUGCAGCCCUCCUCCUGUGAACACUGUCUCGCAUCUUUCUCAUUAAUGCUGAGUGUUGGCUGUAUAAAUACAUGGAAAAUAACAUUGUACAUUUGGGUGUUUGUUAGGAAUGGAUAGAGAAGUUGUGGAUUUUUUUUUUUUCUCUGUUUAUCUGAUGUUGGCAUUUACUAGAAGAUACUGCUUGUCCUAUCCAUAUUGCAUGGCAUGAUACAAAUUACUUGGGACAUGCAGCAAUUAGCGCUCAGUUUUGGUGCUAGCGCUGCUCUCCCUGGAAAGCCUGACAGAUGGUAGGAGUGAAAGCUUUCCCAGCACUUUCCCCAGUAUGUUUUGCUGCCAAGUAAUUAUUACUUUGCUGAUUUCUCCAGUGCCUUUUUCCCGUGGCACUUACACAUUUUGUAACUUGCUAAACACCCAGGACUAGACUUACUGCGAUGUGGUGUGGCCACAUGAGUAGGAAUGAGACUCAACUCUUCUCUUCCAUGGAAGAAAAUAAAAGCAAUAACUGUUUCAAAGUUCUCAUGAGCUGGCACAUAUCAUCUGGAGAGAUAGAUUUGCCUGUUUCUCUUUUAAGAAUCCUUUUUUGAAAAGAAGGAACUAGAUGGAAAUUAUCACUGGAUAAUUUUUUUGCUUGAAAAUCAGAACCACUGCUGUUUUUUUUUUCCAAGCCAAAGUAGUAAUUAUUUUAUACUUUUAUAUUGAAAAAAUAUUUUUAAUAAAUCCUCAGAAGCAAGCAGCAAAAGGUGCUUUCUCUGUGUUGGAUUCCCAAGUAAUUAGCUAUGCCUUGGUCUUCCUUGUUUAGAAAAGUGUUCUCCUUGCUGAAGUGUUGUAUUUAAUAACUCAUUAUACAUUUUUGCUUCCAAAGGAUCUGGAAGACAACUUUUCUUGAUGUAUAUUUAUUUAUGAAAGUAGGUUAUUUGUAAUUAAUACUGCUGCUUUCUUUCAGACACCUCUAUGACAGCAAAGCUACUGUGUUGUUCAUUUCCUCUAAGCAAAAACCUCCAUUUGGUCUCCUAGAUAAGAGGUUUGGCCAAGAAAGAUUCCAGCAGUUGUCUUGGGCUGCUUCAGUAAUUCUGGCUAUGUCUAGGAGUUUAAUUUUUUGGAGUACAGUUCCUCUAUAGAGUAGCUUUGGGCUUUAGUGGGUAAAAGCUGUUUUUUGAACACAAACUGAGACACGUUUCAAGCCAAAGGGGAAAAAAAAAAACAAACUAGCUAUCACUAGUCAUAGCUAUCACUGUGGAAUAGAAACCUGGGAUUUUGCCAUGAGACAGGAGGGACUGUGACAGUCCAGUGGAGCCAUGCCUGACAGCCUGAGCUGAAUGUGGUCUCUCACACCAACCUCCAUCUCAGGUUAUUCCAACAUUCUUGCAAUCUGCACAAAGUGCCUGUGGAGUUCAGGUGCAGAGUGUGGUUACUACUGAAGCAGAUGGGAACUGAUCUCUCCUGUCAGCAGCACUGCAGUGCAAAGUGUUGACAAGGUCCCCUGUGGUGCCUUUGUAUUCUAAAAACAUAACUAUAAAAAAAAAAAAAACCAAAAAAAAAACCAAAAAAAAACAACAAAACCAAAAACCUGCUGGUCUCACUGGUUUUUUUAAGCAGCAGUUGUGGUUCACAAGCAGCAAACAGCUUUCUACUUGGUGUUUUCACCUGUGAAGUGAAAGUCCUGGCAUACAGAGGUCAAACUGGAUUUUUUCAGCUCUGCCAUUACAUGCUUCAAAUAUAUUCUAUUCCUGAUGUAAAUCUGAUGGUGAGGAUUGUAACUACAGACUCACAGGUGUUUGUUCAUAGAGCACUGGAAGCAUUGCUUUAGUAAAGGCAAUAAGGAAGCAGCAUUCCAAACCACAAAAUGUUGGUAGUAGGCACAAAAUGUGUUUUCCCAUCCAAGACAGAACUUUACUAAUUCUGUCUUGGGGAAACAGGCCCCUAAAAUCCCCCACUAAAGGCAGAAAACCUGACCUGGUAUUUACACCAGUGCACCUGAUUGGAUGGGUGUGGUCAGGUGUAAAAAUUUUACUUUUGUCUGUAAAUUUUGUAUUUAGAAGUUACAUGGUUCUGAAUGGAAGUCCAGAAAAUCAGUUUUCCGAGUUUAUUUUGUAAAAUUCCUUGCUGUUCUGGAUAAGUAGCUGAAUUUUUCUUUGAUUUGUGGAUCUUUUACAAAGUGACUAAGAAGUGUGGGAUUUUCUUGUUGUUUAAGACACACAGAAUUAGAAGCUAGUGGGACAUGGUUAUUUUUAAUUUUCUCAAGCUGGUAGGCUCUGAGCUAAUGACACUGUUAUUACAGCUAAUUUUCUGACUAUUUUCUGCACUUUAAGCCAUGAUAUCUAGUAUAUUUUUGUCAUUUUCCACCUGUGGAAAUGGUCAUGAAAGUUACUCCUUGGGUACCUUUGUCACUGUGUACCCAGGCAGUAACCAGACACAAACAUGUGGAUCUAAGCAUUGAGUGCACUUAAAUUUUUUUAUCCCUUAUUUAUACUAACGAUGUUAGGCAUUUACCUCAAUCAUUUUAAACAUUGGUUAUUGUAUAUCACUUAUUUGGGUAUAAAAUACUUUCAUGGAAUAAAAUAUACUCAAUUGUU
Vidua macroura (Pin-tailed whydah) is the source of this 3572-nucleotide messenger RNA. It is a transcript of the gene ORAI1, whose product is annotated as ORAI calcium release-activated calcium modulator 1. The transcript is spliced from 2 exons. The record is from RefSeq and is a predicted model, not a curated record. Gene Ontology annotation, cellular component: membrane. Lineage: Eukaryota; Metazoa; Chordata; Aves; Passeriformes; Viduidae. Bases 119 to 799 code for a protein of 226 amino acids. Gene Ontology annotation, biological process: store-operated calcium entry. Gene Ontology annotation, molecular function: store-operated calcium channel activity.